Siniperca chuatsi (mandarin fish) is the source of this 2431-nucleotide messenger RNA. Its product is annotated as macrophage mannose receptor 1-like. The record is from RefSeq and is a predicted model, not a curated record. NCBI's taxonomy places the organism in Eukaryota, Metazoa, Chordata, Actinopteri, Centrarchiformes, Sinipercidae. The coding region runs from base 246 to 1931 and encodes 561 amino acids. The transcript has 12 exons. Gene Ontology annotation, molecular function: protein binding.
AUAUUUUGUUUAACUUUUUCUUCCUGAUUCCUGCAGCAAGGUUGUCUUUGUCAUUGAAGAGUCUGUUUUGCUUCACUCAAUCUUAACUACACCCAUUAAUAUGACGUUUAAACACUCACAGCAGCUGAGCACUGAAGAACUUCAAACAGCUUCCGUACAAGCAGCACACAGUAGCUGGCAGUCAGGGGCAUUUGAAGCCUUGUAUUUUUAAGCAGGAAGAGGUUAAAAAGGUAAAGGUUUAACUCAUGGAUUAUUGGCGGAUCAUCUUUGUGCUCACAGGAGCACUGGUCAAUGAUGCCUCCGCCCAAACUCAUCAGUACUACUUUGUGAGUACACCAGUGAACUGGACUGAAGCUCAGAUCUACUGCAGAAAGGUCUACACUGACCUGGCCACCGUAGAAAACACAAAUGGCGUCAGUGCCGUUGUCAGCACCACAUCGAAUUACACAGGCAAUGCUUGGAUAGGUCUCUAUGAUGAUUUGAUAAACAGCUGGAGAUGGUCCCUGAAUGACAGCAGCUUCUAUGAUGAAGGAGAGACAGAGUUUAGAAACUGGCAUACUGCACAGCCCAAUAAUUUGGGCGGACAACAGUACUGUGUGGAGCUUUUGAGUGGGAGUCCAUAUUUUGGCACGUGGGAAGACGUUAACUGCGACAACCAACGAAGCUUUGUGUGCUACAGCGGUAUAGUAAAUGGCACAUCAUCCUUUGUAAAGGUCGACACAAAUUUGAAUUGGACUGAAGCUCAGAGAUUCUGCAGGGAGAAUUAUGUCGAUCUAGCCAGUAUACGAAAUCAGACAGAAAAUGACAUCAUCGCAAACCUGGCAGCUGGGUCCUUUGUGUGGAUCGGUCUGCACCGGGAAAAACUGUGGUCUGAUGGGAGCACCUCUCUGUUUCGACACUGGGCCAGCGGGCAACCAGACCUUGGCACAGAGCAGUGUGUCACUAUGGCAUUCAAUGACUCAGGACGCUGGUCCGAUAAUAACUGCUCCCUUACUUUCCCGUUCAUCUGUUACACAACAGGAAGCUUCAGAUCAACAGGACAAGAUGAGACCAGUAUCACUCUGCAGUGGAAUAAAGUGAACAACAAUGUCAGCUUUAUUCUCCAGUUUAAUGGUACAGAGAUCGACAUCACUGCACCAGAUGGAGAUGGACCAGUAACUCACACAGUCUCAUCUCUCACUGCUGGAACUAAAUACACAUUCACUCUCUUCUCUGUGUUCGAGAACGUCAGAAGCAGUGGAGUAAGCAUUACUGCAGUUACCGCUCCUUCAAAUGCAGGAGGCUUCAGAUCAACAGGACAAGAUGAGACCGGUAUCACUCUGCAGUGGAAUAAAGUGAACAACAAUGUCAGCUUUAUUCUCCAGUUUAAUGGUACAGAGAUCUACAUCACUGCACCAGUUGGAGAUGGACCAGUAACUUGCACAGUCUCAUCUCUCACUGCUGGAACUAAAUACACAUUCACUCUCUUCUCUGUGUUCGAGAACGUCAGAAGCAGUGGAGUAAACAUUACUGCAGUCACUGCUCCUCCAAACGCAGGAAGCUUCAGAUCAACAGGACAAGAUAAGACCAGUAUCACUCUGCAGUGGAAUAAAGUGAACAACAAUGUCAGCUAUAUUCUCCAGUUUAAUGGUACAGAGAUCUACAUCACUGCACCAGAUGGAGAUGGACCAGUAACUCACACAGUCUCAUCUCUCACUGCUGGAACUAAAUACACAUUCACUCUCUUCUCUGUGUUUGAGAACGUCAGAAGCAGUGGAGUAAACAUUACUGCAGUCACUGAGCCUUUUUAUGUUGUCGGAUUAAACGUCAGAUUAACGUCAUUUAUUCGACUGUCUGACUCGGACAUACAGAGUGCGUUGGAGGAGCUCUUCAGACAAUACGGAUUGUCGCCACAGUUGUUCUCCCUGAAAAUUCGAUCUGUUGAGACAUGAGAUCAGUGGAGGAAAGACGAGAUGAAAUGCAGGAGAAUGGAUACAAAACCUUUUUUUUUUUUCAAGUUAUUUAGAUUUUUCACAUUUUGAAUUGCUUUCCUUGAAGUGAAUGUAAAAAAAUUAAUGAUAGGAAAGAAAUUUGAUCAGAUUCCAGUGAAAUGUAGUUUGACCUGUUUGGAGAAUCUUAAAAUAAGACAUGGCACGUCAAGUAGAGGUCACUUGAUCCAGGAUUUUUAUUUAGUUUUGUUUUAGUUUUGAAUUGUGAAAGAACUUUAUACAACUUAAAUGUAUGCACUUAAAGUAGCUACAACUGUAGUAGGGAUCAUUCCCAAAACAAAUAUACUGUACUAACCUUAUCUUUUAUUAAUAGUCAAAUUAUCCCUGCUUAGAAAUGUGUGUUAAACUGUGUUAAGAUAUUAUUGUAACAGUAUUUUGAUAAUGUGUGACAAUAUACAUAGUAUGUGCAUCUGUCCAUUUGAAAUAAAGAGCCUUGGAAUGGG